CCCAACUCCGGCCCCUCCGCCUCCACCCCGCCUCCACCGUCCUUCCCCUUCUCCCCCGCCCCACCGGACUGCUGCCGUCUCCACCCCGUUCCAGUCCGUCAAUUUGAGCAGGGGGAGGGACGGCGGCGACGGCGAGCUCUGAUUAAUUUCGCCUCCAGUUGAUGGUACAAUGAGCGGCCACAACACCCGCAACAAGAACAAGCGGCCACGGGCCAACGAUGACUCUUCCGCUAGCCCCUCCCGCGCCGUCCUCAAGAGGAUACAUUCCUCGGGCGCCGUUACGCCGGACGACAUCCGGCAGCUCUACAACGUCUGCAAGCCGGCCUGCCAGGGCUGCCACGGGAACACCAAGGACUCGCCCAACUGCUUCUGCGGGCUGGUCCCCGCUGGCGCCGGCGGCGCGAGGAAGGCCGGCCUAUGGCAGAAGCUCAGCGAGCACGUCCGGGGCCUCGGCCCCGACCCGUCCAAGGACCUCCGCGACUCCACCGAGACGCCUGCCGGGCUGACUAAUCUGGGCGCCACGUGCUACGCCAACAGCAUACUCCAGUGCCUCUACAUGAACACCUCCUUCCGCGCAGGCAUCUUCUCUCUGGAGCCAGACACCCUGGAGAAGCACCCUGUUCUCGAUCAGCUUGCCCGGUUGUUUGCGCAGCUGCACUCCAGCAAGAUGGCUUUCAUCGACUCGGCGCCUUUUAUCAAGACGCUGGAGCUGGACAACGGCGUUCAGCAGGACAGUCACGAGUUCCUCACCCUGUUUCUGUCUCUGCUCGAGCGCUCGCUCAGCCACUCCAAGGUCCCUGGCGCUAAAGCUAUCGUGCAGCAUUUGUUCCGCGGGAGUGUGUCGCAUGUGACCCGGUGUUCAAUAUGUGGAAGGGAUUCUGAAGCGUCUUCAAAAAUGGAAGACUUCUAUGAACUGGAGCUGAACAUUAAAGGUUUAAGCAGUUUAGAAGAAAGUUUGGACGACUACUUGAGUGUGGAGGCGCUGAAUGGGGAUAACCAAUACUCCUGUGAGGCAUGUAAGAAAAGGGUGGAUGCCACUCGGUGUAUAAAACUUCGCUCGCUCCCUCCUGUUGUUAAUUUUCAGCUCAAGCGUUAUGUCUUCUUGCCAAAGACAACAACGAAGAAAAAGAUAUCUUCAGCAUUCAGUUUUCCGGGGUGCUUAGAUAUGGGAAAGCGGUUGUCAGACCCUUCAUCUAAUUACACCUAUGACCUUGCUGCUAUUUUAAUUCACAAGGGUAGUGCUGCCAAUAGUGGGCACUAUGUGGCACAUAUAAAGGAUGAAAGUAGCGGUCAGUGGUGGGAGUUUGAUGACGAGUGUGUAUCCAAACUUGGUUCUCAUCCUUUUGGUGAAAAGCCAGCCAAGUCAUCUGACAAAGCUGAACAGAAAUCUCAAGGUACUUCUACAGAAGGUUCUGUUUCAAAUGGCAGUAACAAUCAUGAGGCUGCAUCGACUUCUGCUAUGGGAGAGAUGUUUUCUUCCACAGAUGCUUACAUGUUAAUGUACAAACGUUCAAGUAAGGAUGACAAUGGUGUUGAAAGCAACAAUACUGUGGAAGCCAAUACUAGUUCACUCCCACACCAUUUUGUGGAUGAAAUUGGUGCGUUGAAUGCAUCAUAUGUAAAGGAAUGUGAGGAGUACAAAAGUAAGAAAGAUAGCUUUUUGGCCUCUGUAACAGAGAGGCGCCAGGAAGUAAAAUCUAUUCUGACAGAAGCACCUGCUACUCCAGACGAUGAUUCUUAUUUUUGGAUUUCAGCAGACUGGCUUCGCCAAUGGGCAGACAGUGCUACCCCUCCCUCUUCCAUUGACAACAGUCCAAUUCAAUGUGAACAUGGAAAGGUUCCAGCAUCUAAAGUCACAUCGAUGAAGCGAUUGUCGGCUAAAGCUUGGGCGAAUCUACUUUUCAAGUAUGGAGGAGGACCAACACUCAGCAAGGAUGAUGCUUGCAUGGAGUGUCUCAAGGAUGGAGCAAAAACUGCAGUGUCUGCUGAUGUCUAUCGUGAUCGAAAAGCAUCAUUAAAAAAUCUUGCAGAAGCAGCGCUUGCAGGAAGUAUUCCUGAAGGUCCUUCUAACUUUGUUUCGAAGGCAUGGUUGACCCAUUGGUUGCGAAGGAAAAAUGUGGAUAUCAAUUCUGAUGCUGAUAAUGGACCAACAAGUGCUCUAAGAUGCAGCCAUGGGAAUCUUCUUCCAGAGCACGCUCCUGGGGCAAAGCGGGUAUCGGUGCCGGAGAGCCUGUGGAUGUUUCUAUAUGAAACCAGCAGUGCAAGGAAAGCUGACGAUAUUGUGACUUUUCCGUCAGAUUGUCAACCAUGCGAAAUUUGUGACCAGAAAUUGUCAGUUGUCGCUUCUGUCGAGGAUAAUCUUAGAGCGGUGAAACUGAAGCAAAGACAGAGACACGAAAAGUUAAUAUCUGGUAAAGGCUUAGCACUUCACCCUGGGGAAAAAUAUUAUUUGGUUCCUUCCUCAUGGUUGUCGGAAUGGAGAUCUUACAUUACAGCGACUGGAAAAAAUGUUUCUUCAUUACCCGAGCCUCAAAGUCUUGAAGCUGCUAUAAAUUCACUUAAAUGUGAGAAGCAUUCAAGAUUAUUGCAAAGGCCUUUGGAUCUAGUUUGCAAGCGUGGGAGCAUCACUCAGAAAACAUCGAAUACUGAUGGAUUAGCAAUCAUCUCAGCAUCUGAUUGGAUGUCAUUUUGUGAGGAGUGGAAUGUAGCACAUGCAGAUGGUACAUGUGCUGAAAUUGUUUUGAGCAAAAGCUCUCAAGAUAAACUGCACGAGUCACCUGAAGCAAGGGUAAUGUUGGACGAACAUCCAGAUCAGUCUAUUAAUGAUGCAAAUGGUGAUUUGGAGGACAGUACACCCUAUGUCAGAACUGAUCCUGAGGUUUGUGAAGAAUGUAUUGGGGAAAUAGAGAGCUGUGCAUUGGUGGAGAAACUCAAUUACCAGGACGAAGAUAUUCAUGUUUAUCUGGUGCGUGGAAAAGAAGCACCAAAAUCAAUUAGAGAAGCAUCUUCAGCUGUUCCUGUUCCAGAUCGUCGGACUUCAAAGCGUUUCCGGAGAACAACCACAGGGAACUCAAUCAGUUUGAAAGUCUCUGGUUCUACAACAGUCUAUCAGUUGAAACUCAUGAUAUGGGAAUCUUUAGGGAUUGUUAAGGAGAACCAGAAGCUUCAUAAAGGCCCUCUUGAGAUUGAAGAUGAUUUUGCUACUCUUGCUGAUAAAACCAUUUUCCCUGGGGAUGUUCUAUGGGUCAAAGACUCUGAAAUGUUUGAGAACCGUGACAUUGCAGAUGAAAUUUCAGGUCAGAAGUCUGAUGUACUACCGGCUGAGGAAGGCUUUCGUGGUACACUGUUGACAUCAAGUGUAUCAACUCAGCUUUGUCAGGACAUAGCAUUGAGUGAAUGAGUUCUCAUCCCACAUAAGUAGGCAGACCUGUAUUCGCAUCGCAACUGGUGACACUUGCUUAGAGGAUUCUGAGUGCAUUGCUGUUCUCUCUUGUACCUACGAUUCUGAGUGCAUCCUUGGGUCUCGUGGUGGGUUUCUGCUAGCCGAGGCUGAAUUCUUUUGUCUAUGGUUAUCUCCGUGCUUUGUCUUCUCAGUCUGUUGUAUCCCAGGCAAUGUGAGGGUAGAAAGAGGAAGAGAUAGAUGUAAUUACUUUUCAGGUAGUUAACUAUUUUCUGGGUAGCCUUGUUUUAUUUUGUCACGACAGCUAUUGGGAAUUUCACUGUACCUGAUGUGGGACGCCCAUGUUGAUGUUUGGCCAACUGAGACCUACACUCUGUAGUGCAGUUAGUAAGCUGCCUUUA
This is a messenger RNA of Lolium rigidum, 3801 nucleotides long. Its product is annotated as ubiquitin carboxyl-terminal hydrolase 26. NCBI's taxonomy places the organism in Eukaryota, Viridiplantae, Streptophyta, Magnoliopsida, Poales, Poaceae. Bases 170 to 3400 code for a protein of 1076 amino acids. The transcript has 15 exons. Gene Ontology annotation, biological process: protein deubiquitination. The record is from RefSeq and is a predicted model, not a curated record. Gene Ontology annotation, cellular component: cytosol; nucleus. Gene Ontology annotation, molecular function: cysteine-type endopeptidase activity; protein binding; cysteine-type deubiquitinase activity.